Cladophialophora carrionii CBS 160.54 is the source of this 1350-nucleotide messenger RNA. RefSeq lists its product as uncharacterized. Lineage: Eukaryota; Fungi; Ascomycota; Eurotiomycetes; Chaetothyriales; Herpotrichiellaceae. The record is from RefSeq and is a predicted model, not a curated record. Gene Ontology annotation, cellular component: nucleus. Gene Ontology annotation, biological process: regulation of transcription by RNA polymerase II. The transcript has 4 exons. Bases 1 to 1350 code for a protein of 449 amino acids.
AUGGGCAAAAUCAAGUGUACCUACGAGGACUGCUUCAGGCACUUUGACGACCAGCAGUCAAUGAUUCGCCACAAGGUCAAAGACCCCGCUCACUCUUACUGCAAGAUCUGCGAUGUCGACUGUGCCGACGACAUGUACUUCUUCAUCCACCAGUUGGCAAGUCCAAACCACAUCUGCUGCCCAAUCUGCGCUCUUGAAUUCAAAAGCGCCUCUGCUCGAGAUACUCAUGUGUCCUCCCAACACAAGGCCAGUUCCAAUAUCGAGUGCGCAGGUUGUCAGGAGAAGUUCACCUCAGGCCACGCCUUAAUGCGCCACAUCGAGCAAGAUGAGUGUCAAGUGAUUUCAAUCCAGGACUUUCAAAUGCAGCGCGCCGAGCGCCAGGUCCAAAAAGACGCCUGGGAAACAGAGACCGAGCCGUUCGGCAUCAACCGGUCAGCACGACACCAUAGGUCUACCACCAAGACGAACGCGAUGCAGGAUCUUCUCGACGCAGACCCAACCAAUAUACGACGCCAUACCCAGGGCAACUUGUCACAUGGUCCUGGUUCCAUUACCUCGCAAACACAUUACCCACCUCUCACGCAGCCUCAAGUUGCUGGAGCCGUCGGCCCCGCUGGUCAAUUAUCUCAGCCGCCCAACGUUAACACGAAACCGUCAAGCAACCUCAUUGACCUGAACGGAACCGAGAGAGCCAUGUCAAAUCUGAACCUCAACCAACCGACCUGGGCCUUUGACCGACCUUCCGCUCCCCCACCACCACAGCAAUAUGUCAACGACCCGCGGAUCAAGAACUGGGUCACCUCGGUGCAAACCGCCGCGGCGACCCCUCCGGCCGACAACGCCAGCGAAGUUGCCUCCAUGUACGACAAGCCCGCGGCGUCCGACCUGGCCUCCAGCGUCGUACCGCCCAGCACGCAAGCCCUCCCCAACACCGACGCCCCCCACCAGCACGUUAUCAGAAUGCCCGCCCACACCGUCGUCAGCACGAACGCGCCGCUCGACAUCGAGAAGUACUGGGAUCCGAUCCGCCAGAUCUACGGCUGUCCGACCAUCAAAUGCAGACGCGAGUUCCGCACGGCCGACCAGUUCCGCAGGCACCUCCUCUCGAGCGCGCACAUCGGCGGCCAAGUCACCUGCCCGUCGUGUUUGAAGAGGUUCGCCACCACGGCCGCGUGGGUGGCGCACACGGAGAGCGCGAGCAAGAAGUGCAACAUCCGCACGAGCUUCAGUUAUAACCAUGUGAUGCGGGAGAUUACGGGCGGAGUGCUCGGCACGCAGGGCUUCAAUGACGACGGGAGUGUCAAGUUUGUGGCGCCGAAGAUCGACCAAUGGAAUGAGGAUGGGUGGUAG